AUGCAACGCAACACUUGUCUGGAGAACGGCUCCUACCUGAACUACCUGCGCUGCGCCAAGUGCAACCAGAGGGACUUCGUGCUUAUCAGCAAUAAAGCCACAGAGGAUGAGGAUGGAGAGGAGAUCGUCACAUAUGACCAUGUUUGCAAAAAUUGUGACCAUGUUGUUGCCAGGCAUGAAUAUACUUUCUCUGUUGUCGAUGAAUACCAGGAGUACACUAUGCUCUGCAUGCUGUGUGGAAAGGCAGAGGACUCAAUCAGUGUGUUACCAGAUGACCCCAGACAGUCUGCACCUCUCUUCUAGAUCUUGUAGGUCAUGAUUCGCUUUUCAAAUCAAGUGUCACCACCACGGACGUGUUGCUGGCACCUGGCAUCUUUUUUUCUAAUUUUUAAAAAAAAUAAAUCAUCCAUUCAAGGUUUAUAAAUUAAAGUACACCAUAUUUUAAGUCCAUGGCUGUUUGUAAACUACUCUGCUGAUAUCAGUUGAGCAGGACAUGCAACCUUGUAUUAUACCCCAUUACACAACACAAAUAUUCUGUAUGUGAAUUGAAAAUGUACUGCAAAUAAACAUUUCUUUACAACAGUA
Molecule: messenger RNA, 585 nt
Organism: Cyclopterus lumpus (lumpfish)
Lineage: Eukaryota; Metazoa; Chordata; Actinopteri; Perciformes; Cyclopteridae
Gene: churc1
Product: churchill domain containing 1
Biological process (GO): multicellular organism development; positive regulation of DNA-templated transcription; fibroblast growth factor receptor signaling pathway
Molecular function (GO): zinc ion binding
Source: RefSeq, a predicted model, not a curated record